CCGUCCCCUCCCCUCCCCAGUAGGGAUCUGCGGGGGGAGGGAGCGGCAGCCCGGCCGCUACCGCGCUUGCUCGGCUCCUCCAGGCAUGAGGGCGCGCCCGCCUCUCCAGCCUCCCCGAGCCAGGCGGGCUGCGUCCUCAGCCGCUGCCGCCGCCCGUUGCGGGGCUCGCCGAGCAGGGGGCGGCCGGGCAGCUCCGGCGGCAGGAGCGGGAUGGAGCCGCAGCCCCGCGCGCCCUGCCCUGACUGAGCCUCGCGCGCCCGCCAUGCAGCCGCCGCCGCGCCGCGUUACCGGGCGGGAGCCGCCCCGCGCCGGGGUCCCGAGCCGGCCCGAGCCGCCCCGAGCUUUGCAGUAGCAGCAGCAGCGGUGCCGGGUCCCCCGCCUCGUCUCACCUCCCCGCGGAGCAGCCGCCGAGCCGGGACCGGCCAGGCGCGGGGAAGGGGGUCCGGAGCCAGGCCGGCUCAGCGCAUGGAAGAGCCCCCCCUUUCCAGCCGGCUCCGUAGCUAGCCGCCCGCCCGUCCGCCGGGCUGAGCCCCGCAGACCCGCCCGCUGGACUCGGCCAAGGGCGCUGCCUCAGCCCUGCCGGUGUAUCGGCCCGGGCCGGGCCGUGCGCGGUGACCUGGGGGCUCGGGGACCCAUCGCGGGGAGUAGGCGACAUCGCUUGCAGGGGGCUGGGCGGAUUUACACCGCGCUCUGGAUUCCCUUUGCGGGGGGAACCUGGAUGUGAUUUGUUCUUCUUCCUACCGACCGGCGGGCGGCCGGAGAGAGACCAGCCGGCGGGACUGAGCCGCUGGGCGCCCCCCACCCAGGGGCCCCUGGGCAGCUGCGACUCGUGCUUGGCCGGGGGCAGAGAGCUGGGGAACCAGCCUGCCCACUCCGGAUCACUGCGGUGCCAGCGCCUCCACCUCUGCCAAGGAUGGAUGGCCACCUCAGGGCCUGCGUGGUGCUGCAUUGUGAAUCUGAAUGGAGAAUGCAUUACUUCAAGGACUCCAUACUCAAAUGAACCACUAAUGAAAGAGCAUUGGAGUCCUGAAAAGAAGCAGAGACUGGAACAAGUUUAACAGUCAUCUUGAAGGUCAAUUUAAACUAACCAGCAUUUGCUCAGUCUUCUCUGGAUUUUGCACCAGCAAGAUAGCUCUUAUCCAAUCAAGGCAAAGGCACUGGUGAAACUGAAAGUUACAUUUGGCUCGUUACCUCUGGCUUUUUCUACUAGUAAACUGAGAUGCAGGGCAGCAUCAAACAGUGAAAUUUGAGAGCUGACAGCAGGCCUGAGCCAAGGUGAGGCCUUACGUAUUCCAUGCAACAUUUCCCCUCACCAUGGGUGUUCCUCCAUGGCUACCCUCAUUGUGGUUUAGCCUGACAGUUGAAGAAGGUGUCCCGGAUUGCGUGUGUACUGCCGCGUAUGGGCAGCUACUUGGAGCCACAGAUGAGUGCUGGGUGUGAAGUGAGGACCAGUGAAAGAGAACCACUCAAGAGUGUUUGCUAUCUUUCUUACAAUGGAAAGGCUGGUUAUCUAUCUAUUGGUUAUUAGCACUGCUGUGAAGGCUAUGAUGUGUCCAAAACGGUGUAUGUGUCAAAACCUAUCUCCAUCCUUCACCAUCCUCUGUACGAAGACUGGGCUUCUCUUUGUGCCCCCCAGCAUUGACAGGAGAACAGCAGAACUAAGAUUAAUGGAUAACUUCAUCACCACACUUAGAAGAAAGGAUUUUGCAAACAUGACAAACCUUAUUCACUUGACACUAUCAAGAAAUACAAUAAGUCAAAUCAUGCCUUAUGCAUUUUUUGAUCUUAAAGGCCUUCAUGCAUUACAUUUGGAUAGUAACAGACUGACUUGUAUCAAUGAGGAUCAUUUCAAAGGUUUAAUUAAUCUUCGCCACUUAAUACUCAGUAACAAUCAAUUGAACUAUAUUUCUCCUGGAUCUUUAGAUGACUUUAUUGAAACACUUGAGGACCUGGAUCUAUCAUAUAAUAAUCUUGUUAAUAUUCCUUGGGAUACAAUUGGAAAGCUUUCUAAUGUCAAUACAAUCAGUUUGGAUCACAACCUCAUUGAGUUUGUUCCAGAAGGAAUCUUCUCAAACCUUCACAAACUUGCUCGAUUGGACAUGACAUCCAACAAAUUGAAAAAAAUUCCCCCUGAUCCCCUGUUCUCCAGGAUCCCUGUGUAUGCUAAAUCUAAAGGGUCUCCAUUGUCCUCUCUGGUGCUUAGCUUUGGAGGGAAUCCUCUACACUGCAACUGUGAAUUAGUGUGGCUGAGACGCCUUACCAGAGAAGAUGAUCUAGAAACAUGUGCCUCACCACCAGAAUUGAUGGCCAAGUACUUUUGGUCCAUUAAAGAGCAGGAGUUUGUCUGUGAACCUCCAAUGAUAACACAUCGAACGCCAAAACUGGUGGUUAUGGAGGGCCAGAGUGUCUCUUUGAAGUGCAAAGCGGUCGGUGACCCGGAUCCCUAUGUUCGCUGGAUCUCCCCCGAAGGGAAGUUGGUCUCCAAUACGUCUAGGACAAUUUCCUAUGAGAAUGGAACUUUGGAUAUUUUGACUACUUCUUUGACAGAAAAAGGUACAUUUACCUGUAUAGCAUCGAAUGCUGCAGGAGAGUCUACAGCUUCUGUUGAACUUGUUGUUAAUCCUUAUCCUCAUCUUGCUAACAGUACCAACUGUGAUAAAGAUGCUGAGUCUGGGCCUUCAGACAUUCUUAUAUCUGCUAAGUCAAGUUUCCCUAAUGAAACUAAAGCUCAGCAAGAGAAGAAGGUUGUGGUUGCUGAGCUGACCUCAUCCUCUGCUCUCAUACAGUGGCCUUCCCAGCAUCAUAUCCCUGGAAUACGAAUGUACCAGAUUCAGUAUAACAGCUCUUCUGAUGAUAUACUAGUUUACAGGAUGAUCCCGGCCAUUAGCAAAUCCUUCUUCCUGACUGAUCUGGUUGCAGGACGUGAGUAUGACCUUUGUGUUCUCGCUGUUUAUGAUGAUGGAUUGACAUCUCUAACUGCAACCAGGGUGAUUGGGUGUGUGCAGUUCACCACACAAGAAGAAUAUAAGCAGUGCCGCUCUCUUCAUGCCCAGUUUCUUGGAGGAACCAUGAUCAUCAUUAUUGGUGGAAUAAUUGUGGCUUCUGUUCUUGUUUUCAUCUUCAUUCUUCUCAUGAAGUAUAAAGUCUACAACAAUCACCACAAAAAUAAAAAUACUAAAGUUAAUAAUGUCUGCUCUCAGACCAAUGGUAGUCAGAGUGGGUCAAUGUCUCAUUCUGCUUCCAAACUCACAGAGAGACGGGCAAGUUUGCAUCAGGAAUGCUCAGGAACUUCCAUCAAAGGCAAAACUGUUGUAGAUUUGGAUUGUGAAAGAGUGACUCUUACUGACACAACCUUUUUAACAACUGAAGCGUUAUCUCAAUAGCAAUGUGACAAAGCAGGACACGCCACACGAGCCAAGGUGGUAUCGCUUAAAACAUUUUAAUGCGAGUGGUUGUAUUUUAAGCUUCACUACUAUUGUCUAUUUUUAAGAUCAGAUGGUUUAAAAAAUAUUUUUUUAAUCUGUAAAACAGUUCCUGCAUUCUUAACUAUUUUUGUUUCAAUAUAUUAAAUAUAAAGUGUGUGAUUUA
Molecule: messenger RNA, 3588 nt
Organism: Chrysemys picta bellii (western painted turtle)
Lineage: Eukaryota; Metazoa; Chordata; Testudines; Emydidae
Product: leucine-rich repeat and fibronectin type III domain-containing protein 1-like protein
Cellular component (GO): cell surface; presynaptic active zone membrane
Molecular function (GO): protein binding
Source: RefSeq, a predicted model, not a curated record